AACGACGCCGGCGACAGCGACAGUCGCGCGAGCGAGCGGUUUCGAGCGACGCCGCUCCCACCCGCCGUUUACGGCCGCAGCCCGCGCUCAUUCACUUCAGUCCUCCGCUGUCUGCCGCGGCGAACGCACGUGUACUCGGCGCGCCUCCGAUGUUAGUCCACGAUUACGAAAUAUAUACGCGACUCGGACUUUUACUGUGACAGUGAAGCGACCGCAUUCGAAUAUGGGUUAAACGGCUCGCGCUACGCCAUGAGUCCGGGCGAGCGCGCCGCCCCCGGGCGCCGCGAACCCGCUCGCCCUCAGUACGCGGCCACGGCACCGGGUUUCCCGCCACAGUACUAUCCGCCCUAUGGCGUGCCCCAUCCAAACGCGUGGCUGGGCGCACCCCUCAUAUCCAUGGCAGGGCGCACGCCGCCGUCGCGCUGCACACCUGUGUCCAAGCUGGCGAUGCACGCACAAGGCGCCCCUCUCAUCAUACAGAACAGACACGAUCGAAGAAAAUAUACCACAGUACCGGAGCAGCGCAACCACCGCCCUUCUGGGCAUACGGACCAUAUUACCAGGGACAGAUGCGAAACACUCGACAACAGACAACGCAACCAGCAACAACAGACGCGAUCCGUCCGCAGCGGACGCAACAACAAUACGGAUGCAGUCAGUGUCGCCAGCGACGAAAGUUCCGGCUCUACCAACUCUGAAACCAUGUUGCCUAGGAUUAUAAAACCUCGGAAACGUCGCAAAAAAGAUAGAAAACCUAAUAACAUUGCGCCGCACGAUAUGGCGACGGUCCCAUUAGACAUUGGUGAUGUUGGACACUGUGCAGUGAGCAGCAUGUCUCCAGGCUCGCAUGGCUUGUACGAGGAAUCAUACUGUCGAGAUAUCUCAAUGCAAUAUCGUUUAGAUGUCAAGGUGUUGGAAUACUCCGAACCAGCGCCCGAGACGUAUCGCGUCUCAGCAUUAGGAGAAGCCUUAGAAGCUACCCGUUUCGGUCUUGUAGAGGCAGCUUCGCCUUCCGAAUCUGCAGUAAGUUCAUGUCAGUGUCGGUAUUGUGAUCCCGUAGGUCAGAUCUGGGAUGCCGACUCGAUUGCGGAUUUGUUAGAUGAAAAUUCGAGUGGUGAUUUUGCGCCCACGAAAUUGGAAGAUUCGAUGAAAGUCGUUGGACCUCUCGGAAGACGCGGCGCAGAUACUAUUCUACGUCGUAGUUGGAGCGACCCCUCUUCCCGUGCUCCAGAAAGGCGCGAUGCAUCCACUGGAGAUCUCCUUACAUCGUCUAAUCUGUACUCUUUAUUCCCACCUUCGAGACGAGCGAGCUCCCCUGAAUCACGGUCUCCGUUAGCAUUGGAGAUCUCCUCGGAGAUCGUAACGUCACUGAAUGGCCAGCGCGAUUUGGAAAUCAAAUUGUUUUCGACCUCGCCCCCGGCCACGAACUCCGACCGGCGCUCCUUCUUCGAUGAUAAAAGUGAAAGUGAUGUGAACAGUUGUAGAAUUGCGGGCUACGAAUUUAAACAUAGCAGUGCAGUGGACAGUGAGAGAGCCGUGUCCAGUGUUCGCGCCAGCGAGGGGAGGAACGACACUGAGGACAUCGGGUCCCCGCGUAAUAUUUGUGAUUUAGCCAUAGUUACUGCCUGAGGCGCUUGUGAUCGAUUAUGUAAAGUGUUAGCGCCGACACUCGGUCGACGCUCGCUAUUUGAGCUGGACUCAAAUUGUCACAGCGAGGCAUGCACGGAGCGUCUCACGCGACACAAACUGAGAUCUCCGUAUCGGUUUCCUGUAGAUUCUAUAAUUAAUUUAUUAUUAACAAUAGCUUAUGGAACUGGCUUUGGGGCUUUAUCUGGAGUUGUUUUAGGAAUGUAACGAUUCGCCGUUAGGAUGUUAUUACGCCUUCUGUUUAUCACGAGUUUAUUGUAUCGUAUAUGUUUUUUUUUAUUGAAUGAUACGCGACACAUGUAUAUAUACAUGUAGUGUACUUAGUGCGAGGUUAGAUUUCCGCGAAUUGUAGCGGUCGGCGCAGUAGCCUAACUGGCAGUUUGCAAUUAACGUUUCACACUAGUGACACGGUUACGCGGCUCCAUGGCGCUCGGUGCUGCGGCACGGCGCUUUCCUCGUCGCGCUUCGUUCCGGCUGCCGCUUCUUACACCGGUUCUCACCACCGAUCACUUUUAUUUCGUUCCGAGUAAUUGUUGGCUCACUUUACACCCAUAAGGCCGACGAGGGCGACGUAGACGGUCGAACGACGACCGGACUUCGAUCGCACAUCGUCGGCCACUGGACCAGUAGACCGGGUUGCGAGCCACGCGUCCGCAAUACAUAAUGUCUUUUAAGCUACAUCACUCAACUGUGUGCAUUUAUUCAAUCAUCGCAAAAGUCCCUGGGUUUGUUUUAU
Messenger RNA from Papilio machaon (common yellow swallowtail), 2383 nucleotides. RefSeq lists its product as uncharacterized. The transcript has a single exon. NCBI's taxonomy places the organism in Eukaryota, Metazoa, Arthropoda, Insecta, Lepidoptera, Papilionidae. Bases 250 to 1629 code for a protein of 459 amino acids. The record is from RefSeq and is a predicted model, not a curated record.